This is a messenger RNA of Physella acuta, 2790 nucleotides long. RefSeq names its product F-box/LRR-repeat protein 2. Gene Ontology annotation, biological process: SCF-dependent proteasomal ubiquitin-dependent protein catabolic process. Gene Ontology annotation, molecular function: protein binding. Gene Ontology annotation, cellular component: SCF ubiquitin ligase complex. The record is from RefSeq and is a predicted model, not a curated record. Lineage: Eukaryota; Metazoa; Mollusca; Gastropoda; Physidae.
ACAUCAAUCAAUGGCUAAAUCUAUAUCAAUUUCAAUAUAGGCAAAAAAUUAACAGCAGUGUUUGCGAGCAGGAUUUGCUAUAAUACUAAUAGUUAACUAAUAGGCCUAUGUAUAGAAAGCGGCCAUCUGUAAGUUAGAGUGGUUUCCCCUGAAUCUCUAACUAUAAUUUUACCAAAAAAAAACUUAUAACAAGAUGGCUGCUCAAGUCUUUAUUUUUUACUGAAAACUUUAAUACAAUUGUUUAAAAACAGAAAUCAUUUGAGAUAAGAAUUUGAAAACCAAAAAAUGGUUUGGAAACUAAGUGACUUGUGCCUUCAGUGUGUUCAACAAAAUUUACAUCGAUAUCCAGAUCUAGGUUCAAAUUUAACAACAUUACACAAGGAAAUGCUUAUUGAGAGACUUUCUUGCCAUGAUAGGUUUUUCCCUGAACAUUUAGGUUGCAUAAGUAGCAAUCUUUUUACUUCUUCACUGAGGCACAUUAAUCUACAAAGAUGUUCUCAAAUCACAGAUCCAGUUCUCCAGUUAUUAGGACAAUCUGGUUGUAAAUUAGAAGUUUUAGUUUUAAAUAAACUUGACAAUGUAACAGAUGUUGGGAUUCAAGCCAUUACUUCAGGACAGUCUAGUUUGUUAGUUCUUCACUUCAAAUACUUAAAACAGAUGACUCAGGCUGCUCUUAACCAUAUAGUAGCACCAAAAUUAUGGUCUCUGAAACUUGUGCAUUAUUACAACUCUAGUAAAGUUUGGGUUGAUGCUGCUACACUGUCAAAUUUUCUGUCUCACAACCCUUCAAUCAGAGUGCUGAAGAUAUCCAUAAAUCAUGAACUCAUUCCAGUCAUUGCCCAGUGCUUAAAAGGGUCUUUAGAAGAACUUAACACCAGCUUUCAAAUGGUAACAGAUGAAAGUAUAGAGUCACUUGCAGAUUUUUGCCCUAAUCUAAAAAAACUUGACCUCAAUGGAGCAAAAUCUAUUGGAAAAGAAUCAUUAAUUAAGCUGUUUCAAGCAUGCACUCAAAUGGUGACAUUAGAUUUGGGCUACUGCAGUCGUAUAUCUUCACCUCCUGAGUGUGAGGUGUUAUGGACCCUCCCACAAUCUCUUACCUCACUCUCCCUGUGUGGGAUGAUGCUACAAGAUGGGGACAUUCUUGUUGAGUGCAUCACUCGUUUACCUCGUGUCACAGCAAUCAAACUCUGCGGUGUUCCAGCUGUUACAGAUGAUACAUUAUCACAAAUUGUUGAGAAAAUUGGCCACAGAAUUCUUGAUUUAAAUCUAAGUGGCAUUGGUGUGAAUGAAAUCACAGACAGAGGACUAAAAUCAGUCGCCAAAUAUUGUACACAUUUAGAUGCUCUCCAUAUCAGCAUGCUAAGGGAAGUGACUGGCUCAACACUCAUGCCAAUAUUCACUGAUCCUGAAAGAGCUUCUAAGAUUAAGACACUUGCUGCUAACUGUAAAAAGAUGGAUAUUAAUUUGCUAGACCAGAUCAUGUUCAGCUGUCCUAACCUUGACAUGCUGGAUGUGUCAGGCCUGACCUCAGUGACAGAUGCCAUGAUUAUCACACUGGCUGACCACUCACCUAAACUGACCCAGCUUAAUCUGAAAGGCUGCAAGCAGGUAACAGAUACAGCUAUUUGUUACUUGAGUGGGUGCUGUCCCCUUAAAAGUAUGUGUGUCUCUGGUCUGCAUGCCCUCACAGAUAAAAGCAUCUUUUGUCUAGCCAGCAGCUGUCCUCAGUUGGAGGAGAUUUAUCUAAAUGGUUGCGCCAAUGUCUCCCCAGUGGCUGUUCAGUACUUGAAAGACUGCUGUCUUCAUAGGCUUUAUGUAAAACACAACAUACCUAAUGCAAGUCCAAACCAGCUAAUGGCGAAAAACUUGGACACUGGCGAAUUCUGCAGAGCUGAUCUUCUUACCGGGUUUAAGUGAUGACCUCAGAGCAGUGAUAAGAUUAGGUUUCAGUGCAAGUGGAUUAAUUGAAAAUUAAUACUGUUCGUAAUUAUUUCUUAUACUGGGAAUAAUUUCCUUGAAAUGGUUGUUUCUACUACAAUAAUUCAAUUCCAUGUAAAGAGUAUUCCGCUACUUGAAAAAAUAUCUUUCUUGCUAGUUUGUCAUUACUUGAGUCAUUGCUUUUAUGCUUGUACCUGGCAGUUAAUUUGUCAAUUUAUUCAUUUAAAAAAAAGCAUUCUGUGAUUUUAAUACUGUUUUUUAAAUUUUACUUACAUAUUUUAUCUACACAUCAUUCUUGUCCAGCUUGAAAUGCAAAAUGAUGGAAGAAAUGUUAUAGAUUUCAUUAUAAUACCAAAACAUGAUGAUAUUACUAAAGAUCCAUUUUAAUUACAUAAUUUGAUUAAAGAUUAUCUUUAAGUAAUAACUGAUCAGAGAUUCUAUGAAUUAUAGAUUCAUUUAGUAAAAUAGCUAUUUAGGAAAGUCAAAUACAUGUUUUAAGAUUAUAUUGCGCCAUUACCAUUUCGUUACAUCAUUCUACAUUUGCCACGAAAACAUAUAAAUUUUAAAUUAGCAAAAUUGUAAAUAACUUUGGUUUCGAUCAAAUUCUUAUUUGUUCUAUACCUGUAAUUAAUCUUAUUAUUAUUUCUUUUGAUUGUGCUCACAUACCUGACUUAACCACCUAUGUUGUUUUUUCCUGAUUGGCACAGCUGAACAAAGAAAUAUGACUAAUACUAGAGUGUAAAGGUUGUCUUAACAGGAUAAGUGACACACAUUCCUUAUUUCAUAGGAUCCUUGUCCAUGCACUUAAAUAUUACUUUAAGGAUAUAAUUUCAUGUUGCUGUAUAAAGAAAA